AUGUCGGUGCACAGCAGUGAAUCAGAGGACACCAGCAGCUGUGAGGGUGCAGACGGUGGAGGGUAUCUGCCAUGUUCUACCUCCGGUGUCGUCUCGGAUAAAUUAACCGUUGUGGUCGGAGACACGCACUUCUCUGAAGAGAAGACGUUACUCGUUCAGAGCUGCGACUAUUUCCGAGCCUUGUAUCGCUCUGGAAUGAGGGAAUGUCGGCAGGAAGAAAUCCACCUCAAGUCUCUGCGUGCUCGAGGUUUCCUCAUUGCCUUGGCGGUUCUACGAGGGGAGAUGCCCUUCCUGGAUGGCGAUGACAUUGUUGAGGCCAUUGAAAGUGCUGCUUUCUUGCAGGCAGCGCUGCUCACAAAGCAUCUCAUCAACCUCAUUGACUCUGACAACUGCUUGCUCAUGUUUCACACCGCUGCAACCUUUGGUCUCAUGGACCUUUACCACGCUGCUGCACUGUUCAUCCGAAAUAUAUACACUGACCUGGAGGAGGAGGUCAGGAAUACCUUACCAUCAGAGCUGAUUUCCUACGUGGAGUCUUUGACCCCGAGUGUUUUCGUGGCAGUGGGGGCCCACGUGACCUGUGGCACAGGUGAAACUGUUCAUGCUGCCUCCAGGACGGUCUGCUACCUGGAUGAAACUGGGAAUAACUGGAAAACACUGACAGAUCUUCCACUGGAGGCCAGCACCUCCAUGGCUGGAGUGACUGUUUUAGACAACAAACUUUACAUCGUUGGCGGAAUUCACGGAGUCCAUAAACAAGCCGUGGACUCUUGUUUCUGCUACAGUGUUGAAAACAAUGGUUGGAGCAAGAUCGCCAGUCCAGCACAGCUGCGCUACAAUCUCAGCCUCGUAGGUGUGGACGGUCGUCUUUAUGCCAUCGGAGGAGAGUACGAGCGGAUUAUGAUGUCAUCUGUGGAAAUAUACAAUGUCAAGACCGGAAGGUGGGCGUUUGCCGCUCACUUGCCUCGACCGGCGGCGGGAGCAGCAUGCACCAAAACCAUGAGCAGGAUAUUUGUGUGUUUGUGGAGGCCGAUGGAGACCACAGAGAUCUAUGAGUACAUCUCAGGUACAGACGAGUGGCAGCUCGUUACCAAGCUGAUCAGGCACCAGAGUUAUGGCCACUGCAUGGUCGGCCACAGGGACAACCUGUACAUCAUGAGAAACGGGCCGUCGGACGACUUCCUGAGAUGCCUGAUGGACUGUUAUAAUCUGAGCACCGGUCAGUGGACGUCCCUGCCAGGACACUUCGCCAACAGCAAAGGUUCGCUGUUCACCUCUGUGGUGAGAGGCGACUCUGUGCUCACGCUCAACAGGAGCCUGACUCUGGAGUACGCCAUCGAUGGGAAAACCUGGAAACCCCGACGGCAGAUGAAGGGUUUCCCCAGAAGUGGAUCUGUGUGGACGUUUCUGCUCCGGCUGCCAGAAGCUCUUAUGCUGCAAUAA
Messenger RNA from Thunnus maccoyii (southern bluefin tuna), 1443 nucleotides. Its product is annotated as kelch repeat and BTB domain-containing protein 13. The transcript has a single exon. The record is from RefSeq and is a predicted model, not a curated record. Bases 1 to 1443 code for a protein of 480 amino acids. Lineage: Eukaryota; Metazoa; Chordata; Actinopteri; Scombriformes; Scombridae. Gene Ontology annotation, molecular function: protein binding.